AUGCCCGAUACUCUUACGAAGCUACCUCAAGCCCUAGAAGGAAACGCACAUCCUAUGGAUAUGCGUGUUGAGGAUGCCGAGGGUUCGCGUAAGGAGGACGAGAUCCUAAAGGGUGGACUGACUGGAUGGCUUCAAGUGAAAGGAUCUUUUUUCUUGUUCUUUAAUACAUGGGGAAUCAUUAACUCGUAUAUAAUAUUUCAGACAAAUUACGAAACAGGUCUGCUCUCGACGUCCAACUCGUCUGAUAUAUCAUGGAUAGGGUCCGUCUCAUCUUUCAUCAUCAUGUUCGUUGCGGUGAUUACCGGACACAUUUAUGAUGCCGGAUACUUCCGGACUCUCUUGAUUUCCGGCACGGGGCUGGUUGUUGUUAGCCACAUGUUGCUCAGCAUUUGCAAAAGUUAUCGGCAAAUCAUGCUUUGUCAGGGCGUAUGCAUAGCCCUAGACUCUGGAGCUCCCUUCAUGCCUGGUGUCGCCAAUCUCCCCACACACUUUACGACCAGAAUCUUUUUGGCCGUCGGCAUCGCUGCGUCGGGCAGCAGCCUGGGUGGCGUGAUCUACCCCAUCAUCUCCCAUAUUCUACAACCGCGCCUGGGAUUUGACUGGACGGUUCGCGUCAUUGUACUUAUCGCUUUAUUCGGUUUACUACUACCAAUCCUCUCAAUGCGUGUGCGAAAAUUCUCCUCGACGCGUCGCAAGAUUAUCGAUUGCACAGCCUUUCAGGAACCGCCUUAUAUAUUCUUCACCCUGGGACUCUUCCUUGCAUUCAUGGGGCUCUACGUACCGCUCUACUAUGUACAACUUCAUGCUAUCGACGGCGGCAUCACCGACUCAAAUCUCGGUUUCUAUCUACUGCCGAUUCUAAAUGCCGCUUCUGUUUUUGGACGCAUCAUUCCGCAUUACCUGGAAGUGCAUCCAUUCAACCAAGACGCUUUCAACAAAGCCAGUAAAGAGGAAAGCUUAGAUGCAAUCGAGGGUGUUGGUUAA
Fusarium sp. VM40 is the source of this 984-nucleotide messenger RNA. NCBI's taxonomy places the organism in Eukaryota, Fungi, Ascomycota, Sordariomycetes, Hypocreales, Nectriaceae. The record is from the annotation of a GenBank genome assembly.